Fukomys damarensis (Damara mole-rat) is the source of this 4889-nucleotide messenger RNA. It is a transcript of the gene Dgkd, whose product is annotated as diacylglycerol kinase delta. Lineage: Eukaryota; Metazoa; Chordata; Mammalia; Rodentia; Bathyergidae. The record is from RefSeq and is a predicted model, not a curated record. Gene Ontology annotation, molecular function: protein heterodimerization activity; ATP-dependent diacylglycerol kinase activity; protein homodimerization activity. The transcript has 30 exons. Bases 98 to 3577 code for a protein of 1159 amino acids. Gene Ontology annotation, biological process: lipid phosphorylation; intracellular signal transduction; diacylglycerol metabolic process.
AUUCAGGUGCACCUGGAAAUGGCCAGAAGUUGAGUCAGCAAGUGAUGAGCUCGAGUGGAAUUUGGAAGAGUCUGGAAAGACCAUCAUCAAAGAGGGGAUGCUGACCAAACAGAACAGUUCAUUCCAGCGAUCAAAAAGGAGAUACUUUAAGCUCCGAGGGCGAACGCUGUACUACGCCAAGACUGCAAAGUCCAUCAUAUUUGAUGAGGUGGACCUAACAGAUGCCAGUGUGGCCGAAUCAAGCACCAAAAAUGUCAACAACAGCUUCACGGUCAUCACUCCCUGUAGGAAACUCAUCCUGUGUGCUGAUAACAGGAAAGAGAUGGAGGACUGGAUGGCAGCGCUCAAGACCGUGCAGAACAGGGAGCAUUUCGAGCCCACCCAGUACAGCAUGGAUCAUUUCUCAGGGACGCACAACUGGUAUGCCUGUUCUCAUGCACGGCCGACCUACUGCAAUGUGUGUCGGGAGGCCCUGUCGGGGGUCACAUCCCAUGGGCUGUCCUGUGAAGUGUGCAAAUUUAAGGCCCACAAGCGGUGUGCUGUCCGCGCAACCAAUAACUGCAAGUGGACCACCCUGGCCUCGAUCGGGAAGGACAUCAUCGAGGACGAGGACGGGAUCGCCAUGCCCCACCAGUGGCUGGAAGGAAACCUGCCCGUGAGCGCCAAGUGCACGGUGUGUGAGAAGACCUGCGGCAGCGUGCUGCGCCUGCAGGAUUGGCGCUGCCUCUGGUGCAAGGCCAUGGUUCACACGGUGUGUAAAGAGUCCUUAGUGACCAAGUGCCCGCUCGGCCUGUGCAAGGUGUCAGUCAUCCCGCCCACGGCGCUCAACAGCAUUGACUCCGAUGGGUUCUGGAAGGCCACCUGUCCCCCAUCUUGCACAAGUCCCCUACUGGUCUUUGUCAAUUCUAAAAGCGGGGACAACCAGGGCGUGAAGUUCCUCAGAAGAUUCAAGCAGCUGUUGAACCCUGCCCAGGUCUUUGACCUCAUGAACGGAGGACCGCACCUCGGCUUGCGGUUAUUCCAGAAGUUUGACACCUUCCGGAUUCUGGUUUGUGGCGGGGAUGGUAGUGUUGGCUGGGUCCUCUCUGAAAUCGACAGCCUCAACCUUCACAAGCAGUGUCAGCUGGGAGUGCUGCCCCUGGGGACGGGGAAUGACCUGGCCCGAGUACUUGGCUGGGGCGCGGCCUGUGACGAUGACACCCAGCUCCCCCAGAUCUUGGCAAAGCUGGAGAGGGCCAGCACGAAGAUGCUGGACAGGUGGAGCGUCAUGGCGUAUGAGACCAAGCUCCCUCGGCAGGCCUCCUCCUCCACCGUCACCGAAGACUUCAGCGAGGACUCUGAGGUACAGCAGAUUCUCUUCUAUGAAGACUCAGUGGCAGCCCACCUUUCUAAAAUCCUCACCUCGGACCAGCACUCUGUGGUGAUCUCCUCAGCCAAGGUGCUCUGCGAGACAGUGAAGGACUUUGUGGCCCGAGUGGGUAAGGCCUACGAGAAGACGACCGAGAGCUCGGAGGAGUCGGAGGUCAUGGCGAAGAAGUGCUCUGUCCUGAAAGAGAAGUUGGACUUGCUCCUCAAGACCUUGGAUGAUGAGUCCCAGGCCUCGUCCUCGCUGCCCAACCCACCCCCGACCAUUGCCGAGGAGGCCGAAGACGGUGACGGGGCGGGCAGCAUCUGCGGCUCUGCCGGGGGACGCCUGGGGGGCUCGGCGUGCCCUGCCCGACCACAGAUCUUCCGGCCCCGGGAGCAGCUCAUGCUGCGAGCCAACAGCCUGAAGAAGGCGAUCCGCCAGAUCAUAGAGCACACGGAGAGAGCUGUCGAUGAACAGAAUGCCCAGACCCAGGAGCAGGAGGGCUUUGUACUGGGCCUGUCUGCAUCAGAGGAGAAGACGGAUCCGAGGAAGGACGACAAUGUGUGCCCACCACCGGCCCACAGCGAGGGCUGUGGGGUCCCCAAGGGGAGGAGCCACCGCAAAGCAUCACGCUCCCCUUGUGAAAAGCUGAUGAGCAAAGGGGCUCUGUCUGUGGGCAGCUCUGCCUCUCUUCCUCCUCACACGGGAAGCCGGGACGGCCUGCCGGCGCUGAACACCAAGAUCCUGUACCCAAGCGUUCGGGCUGGGAUGUCCGGUUCCUUGCCUGGUGGCUCAGUCAUCAGCCGCCUACUGAUUAAUGCUGAUCCCUUUAAUGCUGAGCCAGAAAACCUAGAGUACUACACAGAGAAGUGUGUCAUGAACAACUACUUCGGCAUUGGCCUGGACGCAAAGAUAUCGCUGGACUUUAACAACAAGCGGGAUGAGCACCCUGAGAAAUGCAGGAGUCGGACCAAGAACAUGAUGUGGUACGGAGUCCUGGGCACCAAAGAGCUGCUGCACAGAACCUACAAGAACCUGGAGCAGAAGGUCCUGCUGGAGUGUGACGGGCGCCCGAUCCCCCUCCCCAGUCUCCAGGGAAUCGCCGUCCUCAACAUUCCCAGCUAUGCCGGAGGGACCAACUUCUGGGGGGGCACCAAGGAAGACGAUACUUUCACAGCUCCAUCAUUUGACGAUAAGAUUCUGGAGGUGGUUGCUGUGUUUGGCAGCAUGCAGAUGGCUGUGUCCCGUGUGAUCAAGCUGCAGCAUCACCGCAUCGCCCAGUGUCGCAUGGUGAAGAUCUCCAUCCUGGGCGACGAGGGUGUGCCUGUGCAGGUGGACGGAGAGGCCUGGAUCCAGCCGCCAGGGUACAUUCGCAUAGUCCACAAGAACCGGGCACAGAUGCUAACCAGAGACAGGGCCUUUGAGAACACAUUGAAGUCCUGGGAGGACAAGCAGAAGUGCGAGCUGCCCCGCCCGCCCUCCUCACUGCACCCGGAGAUCCUGUCGGAGGAGGAGGCCACCCAGAUGGACCAGUUCGGCCAGGCGGCGGGGGUCCUCAUCCACAGCAUCCGGGAGAUAGCUCAGUCCCACCGAGACAUGGAGCAGGAACUCGCCCACGCUGUCAACGCCAGCUCCAAGGCCAUGGACCGAGUGUAUGGCAAGCCCAGGACUGCAGAGGGGCUGAACUGCAGCUUUGUCCAGGAAAUGGUGAACAGUGUCAGAGCCCUACGCAGUGAGACGGAACUGCUGCUGGCUGGGAAGAUGGCCCUGCAGCUGGACCCCCCCCAGAAGGAGACACUCAGGGCUGCCCUUGCCGAGAUGGACCGGCAGCUCGGGAAGCUGGUGGACACGCCCUGGCUCUGCCAGCCUGUGGAGCCUGGCGACGAGGAGAAUGUGAUGUUAGAUCUAUCCAAACGCAGCCGCAGUGGUAAAUUCCGCCUCGUGACCAAGUUUAAAAAGGAGAAGAACAACAAGAACAAAGAGGCCCACAGCAGCCUGGGAGGCCCCGUUCACCUCUGGGGGACAGAGGAGGUUGCUGCCUGGCUGGAGCACCUCAGUCUCUGUGAGUAUAAGGACAUCUUCACGCGACACGACAUCCGGGGCUCCGAGCUCCUGCACCUGGAGCGGAGGGACCUCAAGGACCUCGGCGUGACCAAGGUGGGCCACAUGAAGAGGAUCCUGUGUGGCAUCAAAGAGCUGAGCCGCAGCGCCCCUGCCACCGAGGCCUAGCCUCCGCCUUCUCUGUGUGCAUCCCCCGCCCCUCCUGCGACUGAGGCCCCGGCCGCCGCUGCCCUGGCCUUUCUCAUGGUGCUACUCCCCCUGAUGGCGACAGGAAGCCUUUCUGAUACCCAUUCCUAACAGCUCUGGUCUCGAACAUACCAACAACACAGCUACCUUGAAAACGCCACCUUUCCCAGCUUGAAGUCCUGGGGCAAACGGCGUUGCCCACUCUGGACUCUGACUGACCUAUGUCGUGGGCCACAGGUGCGUGAGGUUUGGCCUCCAGGACACCAAGUACUCUGUAGAAACUGCUUGCCUGGGCCAUGCCCUUGUGUGGUCCUGUGGGCCCCUCUCCAGGUGGCACCACCUCCACCCUGCUGGCUCUCGAAAGCAUGACCAGGUGCGGCCCACGGUGGCCCCAUGCCAGAAUGUCCUUGGUGCCUGACAGCCGCCCCGUGGUUCUCCACGGCAGCCCCGCAAGGCAGCCCACUGCUACUGUCCCGUUUGUUCCUAGGGUUUUUAAACACAGCUGUGCACUUUCCUGGAUGCACUUGCAGUCCCGUUUCAGUCUGUGAGAAGGAAAGCCCUCCUGCCCGAGAACAUGGGUGGCAGUUCUCACAGACAAGCCUCCUCUGCCUCAGGGUCCCUGGUCCUCCCACUGUGUCUGCUUCCCCUUAUUUGUGGCAAGGGGACAUCUUGUCUGUCCUACAGGAUGCUGGAGAGCAGUGUGGGGCAGAGGAGAGGUGUGGGUCUGGCGGAGAAGCUGCCUGGACUCCGGGAAAGCCCCUUCUAUGGGCAGACAAGUUUCCAGAUUUGGAAUCUCUGGCACUGUGGCAGCUUCCUGUCUGCUGGUGCCAGAGCUGGUGUGCUUGCUGCUAUCUGCGGGCACUCUUGACUGAGGCCCACGCUGCUCUAGCCCUACACCUGCCCCCCUGGGCAGGGCUAAUGGUGCCAGCAGAUGGCAGCGCCAGUGGCUGGGGUGCUCCUGGGAUAGCUGUGUGCUGGCCCUCAGCGCUGCUGCCUGCCUUUUCCUCUCCUUUUAGGGAUGGUCGUAAUGCGGCUUGGAGAGGGCUGCCAGGCUGUGGCUCCACACCAGAGGACAGUGACACUGGCAUGCCCGGCCCUCGCAUUGAGUCAGUCCGACAUACAUAAGCAGGGCAGGGGAUGCCCACAGGGCUGGGCAUAGACUCAGGUGGCACUGGGCUGCCCCUGUUGGUGUCCUUCUAGUCCAGAGGGUGGGGUGCAUUGCCCUGCCUGCCCCAGGUUAGUUUUCCAGCCUCGCUGUCUGUUGCCUGAUCCUGCAUGAUGGUGGCAUCGAGAC